GUUGGACAGACUCUUCAGUCUCUGUGCUGUGGAAGUCGAUGCACAGGCACUUGCAACGUCUGCAACGAUGGCUUCGUCCUCACUCCUGUCGCGCCUGGGCGCAAAACAGGUGAUCGAGCGGUCGGCGGCGGGUCCUUCAGGCUCGUGCCUGCGGUGCCAAGCGUCAGCGUUCAGUUCCACUGCAAAGGUGCAAGAGUCCAAACGCAAGCGAGCCGCACGUAUCAAGCGACGGGAGAAUCUGGAGCAGAGGCAGCUCAAGAAGACCUUGUUGGAACGCUCCAAACCCGAUCCUGUGCUCGGACAUCAGCUCAAUGAUGAGGGGAAAGCACUCUGGGACAUGUCGGAGCUGAAGCAGCUGCUCUUGGAAAAGGAAAAGGUGUGGUCUGGCGAAGCAGGCACACCAACGACGGCCCCGUCCACUUCCGCUGAAGAUCGCCAGCUCGGACCGAGUUUGCUUAACUUUGGCCUCCAAAACUCGGAUCGGAAGCUUCUAUUUGAAGACCUUCCACAGAUCAUGGUGGAGGACAGGCUACUCGACUCUCCUGCGGCAGCUGUUACGCAUGGCAGCGACAUGCUGAAAAUGGAGGAGACCUUGCUCAAGUACGAGGCGGAAGAGCAGAGCAGUGUAGAUGUCUUGUCCAGGAUCCUUGAUCUACGAAAUGCUAGCGGUAAGGGCAUUCAGGUGGAGAACACGAGGAGGAUCGUAAAGGCUUUUGGGAGGCCUCCGGCCAAGGCAGACACGGGCAGCCCAGAGGUGCAAGCCGCUAUCCUAACAUAUCGCAUACGCAAUCUUGCGGAUCAUCUGGGCAAGGCACGGCAUGACAACUCCAAUCGGCGAGCCAUGAAUAUUCUCGUCCAUCAGCGUGCAAAGGUUCUCAAGUAUUUGAAGCGGUGCAGCCCCCAGCGAUACUCUGACGUCUUGCCGCGUCUAGGGCUAGAUCCGCGUGCUGUUGAGGGCGAGAUCACGCUUCCGGGUAAACCGAAGAUUGCCACUAGGUAGUUCCUUCAUGUUGUGUAUACCGACGACAGAUACGGAUCAAGAUGCAUUGCAUGGUCGCACAAACAAAACAAAACUGAGCAAGUCAAAUGACCUUCUGCUUCCGGGAAAAGAGAGACCGGCUCUCGACCUGCACCUGGCAGGAAUAAAGGACGAUAAGCUCCCGCCCUAGAUGUAAUAAUCCUUGGAACUGCGAAUGCUGCCGCCACGGAUGGCUGCCAAGU
Messenger RNA from Tilletiaria anomala UBC 951, 1221 nucleotides. RefSeq lists its product as uncharacterized. NCBI's taxonomy places the organism in Eukaryota, Fungi, Basidiomycota, Exobasidiomycetes, Georgefischeriales, Tilletiariaceae. The record is from RefSeq and is a predicted model, not a curated record. The transcript has 3 exons. Gene Ontology annotation, cellular component: ribosome. The coding region runs from base 68 to 1000 and encodes 310 amino acids. Gene Ontology annotation, molecular function: structural constituent of ribosome. Gene Ontology annotation, biological process: translation.